CGAGCGGUGUCAGCGGUGCGUUUGUUGCACAUACACAGUGCGAGGACUAGUAAGGAGAGCAAAGAGUGCUUGCUGUUGAUCUAAGUGAAAUGAUCUAAACCGUAAUUUCGAUCGAUUGACACACUCUGCACGAAUCAAACUUUCAAUUAUUAUCACGCGAUCGCGGGUGAAAAGAGGGAUAGCUGGCAGACCAGCUCGAUUAUCUCCACGACAUAUGUACGUUAUAUAGUCCUGCAACGUGCAGGUCAUUAAUCUUGCUUGUGGUAUCGGUACCGAGGGAAAGAAUUAAGUGAGAGUGCGUCUUAACGGCCGAUUGUCGCAUCACGUUAGCGUAUUAUCAAAUGAGAACGUGAAUUAUUUGCGACAUCACGUAAAGAGUAAACGAUGCGGCACGACGAUAUUACGAGAUAUCGUCCAAAGUGCGGCCUGUAAUGGCGGCUGAUGAAAAAGUGUUUUCCAUUGCGCGCCACGUAUGUUCGCCGAGCCGGCAAACGUCUGAAAAUAAUCGGAAAUAAUUCGGACAACCGAUUAAUCCUAUCGUUUUCACUCUUCGAUUGUUAGAUCCCAUCAGUCGAUAAUAAUCCGCGAUUCCUUCUCGCCUAUAGUUUUCCACGAUGUCGGAGAAUAGCGAGCACUCGCCUGACGACACCGAGACGGAGACAAAGGCGAUGGAAGAUCUUCCUAACGAUUCAUCCAAGAGCGAAACGAAAUUAAUGAAUCAGGCCGACACGGCUCUGCUCGAGGAUGAGGAAAUGCCGACGUACAUCAGUGUAUCUAGUAUCACAAGACCAGAUGACUCGGAUAUUGUUAAUGUGAAGCAACGUGAAAAUGAGUCUCGAGAGAUGGAAGGGGAUCGUAGCCCGAGUCCCUAUCCCAGCGAUGAUCAAGCAGCGAGUAGUGUGUAUGUUUUAUCAUCUGGAGAAGAAACCGAUCAACAUCCUUAUAAUGAUGAAGAUGACGAAGAUGAAUAUGGAGAUAGUGACGAUAUGGAAAAUUUAGAGCUCGAUAAUGAUUUUGAUUCGGAUCAUCCAAGUAAUAUGAAACAUUUAAUGGACGACGAGGAUGAUGAUGAUGAAGAUGACGAAGAUGAAGAAGAUGAUGAGGACAGUCCUAGACAAAUGAAUGAUGAUGGUAUCGAUGAUAAUUACGAGACAGAUUAUUAUGAUGGAAGAUCUGAUGAUUUUAUCUUCAAUAGGAGAUUAAAAAAUCGUCACAAAGAAAAGAGCCUUUCUCUUCAAGAUUUGAAAAUGUACAAGAAUAAUAUGAAUGAUGGAUAUUUUAAAAGAAGACACACACAAGAUUUAAGACCAAAUUAUCCAAACAUUCCAGAAGAAGCUAUUGUGUAUUCUAUGAUUCAGAGAAAGCAACCGAUACCAGGAAAAUAUCAUUAUGUACAAAGCAAAGUUAAACGCUAUAUCAAAGAUAUAAAAGACCAAAAUAGACGUUCCAUGGAAAAACAUGUAAAACAACAUCAGGAAGAUACAACCCAUUAUAAAAGCAACAGCGAUCAUAAAAACAAUGACGCAGAAAAAACGCCUAUAGUGACUAACAAGACAAUAAAAGAUUAUGCCGAAAGGACGAUCAAGGAGUUGGAAAUCGCAGAGACAUGCGAGAAUAGCAUGGAUAAAGUGGCCUACAAUACUAUUACUACGCCAAUAAUAUUGAAUGGACAAGAAAAUAAAAAUUGUUUAGAGUCAAUACAUGAGGAAUCCAUACAGACUCAAGUUCAAAUAGAUAUACCAUUCGAGUCAACACAAAAUGAAAGAGAUCUUGCGAAUACAGAUAGUAAAAUGCAAAAACAAAAUGGAACAAUUGAAGAUAAAUCAUUAAAAUUCAAUUAUAUUGAUAAAGAAAUCCCAAAUUUUUCAUCUCUCACUCAAAAUGGUCAUCAAGAAAUACCAACGGUAUUUUACGAUUUGCGAACUUUAAGUUAUGACGAGUAUAUGCAUGGCACUUCUAAUUCUAGUCAAAAAACUGAUUUAAAUAAAAAUGCCCAUGUUAUUGAAUCAGAACAUAUUCAAUCUGAGGUAUUUAAUAAUUCAGAUCUAAUGGAAGUAUCCACAGAUGGAGAAGAAGAUACUUGUUCUUUAAGAAUUGAGAAUAUAAAAAGUAUUAAGACAAUGUCAGAUGAAACAAAACAUAAUAAGCAAAUAACUUUUGAGAAAACAAAUGAAGAAUUUAAGACGACUUCGGAUACUUCAGAAGUUACCACAUUGAAAAAGAAAUUAACGCAGAAGACUGUAAAAUAUAACAGUCUGCUUGAUACAUAUCAAAAGCAGCUUAUGGAAAAUUUAAAAAUGAAACAGGAAUUGGAUGAACUGAGAAAAACAUUAGCAAAAUAUGAAAAAGAAAACAAACCUCCGGAACAGAAGGUUGCAUCAGUUCAAACAGACGUUUCUAUUGAUUCUGUAUCUAAUCAACCCCAAGAUCAAACUGAGCCUACACAUGUCAAACAAUCCAAUAAUAAAAUAUCAGGUAGUAGUGUAGCUUCGCUAAGCUCUAUAGAUCAGUGGAGUUCCAGUGCUUGUAAUUUAUCAGUAUCCAUUAAACCACCUGAAAUAACAAAAACAUUACAGUCUGACGAUAGUAUAGUACUGACUGACGGUACACCAAGAAAAACACGUUCAUUAUCACGCGCAUUUAUUACUUCCUCCCGAAUCUUGCAAACUCUUUCAAGUAUUACACAGGGAAAAACAAAGCUAGAAAGUCCAUUGGUACAAAAUUCAAAGAAAAGAUUAAAUGAAAAUGUAUCGAUGGAUCUGCAAAAUGAUGAAAGUAAUUAUCAAUGUCUCCCUUCCAGCUCUAAGAAAAGAAGAAUUACAGACAUUCUUGAGCCAUCUAAUUUUCUACAAUCUUUUAAAGUUUCCCAAACGUCUGUAGAAUCACAUUCAAAGUUAAAUGAAAUGCCUUCAGAAUCCCAAUUUAAAAACUCGUGUGAUUCGAUAAAUAAGAAUGUAGAUUUGCAAUCAAGUUUACCUAAUGCUAAUACAAGUCAAUUAGGAGCUGCUACAUCUAUGGUAGAGAGCAAGACAGAAACCGCUGAUGAUCCAGAUGAUAAUGUAAAGUGCUUUGUAUAUCGCGAGGAUGAAAAUAGUAAAGAUCGCAGUUUUCUUAUUCUAGCAGAGGAGCCUGAAAAUGAUAAGGCUAUUAAUGAAAAAGGACGCAGGCGAGAAUGCGGUCCGUACUUACUUGGUAAUGUAGAAGUAAGAAUGUCUGAAAUGAACGGAACAAUCAACAUUUGGGGUAAAGAGAUUAGUCAAGAAUCCAUUGCUGAAACUGAAAAUGAUACAGAAUCUACUAAAAUGAAAGACAAAAAUCAUCAUUAUUGGCAAAAGACACCAAAUACCAGAUUCAAUGGCAGUAAUUUAGUAUGUUCAACAAGUAAAAAAUCAAAAAGUCCUCCUAAAUUUGAACUAUCCUCAGCAGCAUCUAAUUUUUCUUGUCUGCAUUCACCUUCGUUUAACAUAGCAAAAGCAUCUUGUUCUACAGAUAAAGCAGAUAAAUUAUGUAGUUCAAAUGCAUGCGAAGACUGUGAUUUCUCAAAAUAUCGUAAAGAAUGGCUAAUAUACUGCUGCACUCAUGAUAUAGACACGUCAGAGAAGAAGUGCAAUUGUUCCUUACAUAACGAAAAGCAAAAGUUCGAAGAUAGUUUUAUUUAUAGCAAAGAAAAGUUAAGCACCCAAGAACAUCGACAAAGUUUUUCAAGAAACCUAGAGCCUAACAAGCAUUUACAUGAAAAUAUUGCCUCAGAAGGCAACGAGUACAUUUGUAAAAAUUGUACGACGUGUCAUCAUUCACCGCACAAUCCAGAGAAUUGUCAAGAAAAUCACAAAUGUUGUACCAUGUUAAAAGAAACCUGUGAGCCACUAAUGAUGAAUAUAGAUCGGGAAUGUAACGAAUCAUGUAGUCACUCACCUCCUAAUAUACAUGAAGAAGAGCCGUUAAUAAAGCUGAAACAAUGUAGUGAAAGACCAGAGGCGAGACGACGAAAAAUAAUUGGGAAAAGGGUACGAGGAAUUUUAAUGGACCUCGUACGAGGGUGUGGAGAUUGUUAUAAUUCUAAUCCUAAUGUAUCCGGUAAUAACAAAAGCUGUACACACGAGAAGGAAUCUUAUUUAAGAAGUUGUUCUCCACAAAUCAAAAUUUCGCCGUGCGCAUCUCCAGAACCAUUGUGUUCAAAUGUAGGACAACCUGGAAGAUGCUGCCAUGCAUACGCACAGCGAAUUGAAUCUCAACUGGAAGAAUUUCGAAUGGAAAUGGAAAGGAUGCGAUCACGUUCGGAUGCUAUUCUUAACAUGCUCAAUAUGCUUCAUUCAGUGGAUACAAACUAAAGAAAUCCAUCUCAAUGUUAAUUUUUUUCAAAUGUACAUACAUCAUAUUUUUAUUGUUUAUUUUUUUCUCAGCCACUAUGGAAUUAUCAUAGUAUCGUCCUUUAUUGCUUAUAAAAAAACUAUAGUCGUUAAAUAAAACAUAUAUAAUGAAAAAGAUAUGUUUACAUCCAAUAUAUCGCAUAUCUAAUGAUACAUGCCAUUUUUGUUAAAAUUUCUAAUAAGAUAGCAUUGUAUCUAUGCAUUCACAAUAUAUUUUCCAUGUGAAGAAUUUGUGUGAAAUAGUAUAUGAUAAAUACUACAAUUAAACCAUGUGUUAAGAAUAAUGAUACAAGUAAUCGUCAUACAGUAAAUGUGCAUAAGUCUUGAUUUUAUUUUUUUAUGUUUCAAAUGUGUUGUUUAUAAUUUCAAAAUUUAUAAAAAGGGUGACACGGUAUAACAGUUAUUUAUCAAUCAACUUUAUCAAUUGUAUCAAAAUGUCAUUACUUAAAGUAUAAACAAGGCUUGUGUGUGACAUCGAGUAAUAUAUUUUAAUUUCGCUAUAUCGAACAAAAAUAUAUAGGAUUAUUACUGAAAAA
This is a messenger RNA of Acromyrmex echinatior (Panamanian leafcutter ant), 4906 nucleotides long. RefSeq lists its product as uncharacterized. Lineage: Eukaryota; Metazoa; Arthropoda; Insecta; Hymenoptera; Formicidae. The record is from RefSeq and is a predicted model, not a curated record.